Molecule: messenger RNA, 2444 nt
Organism: Panicum virgatum (switchgrass)
Lineage: Eukaryota; Viridiplantae; Streptophyta; Magnoliopsida; Poales; Poaceae
Product: polyol transporter 5-like
Exons: 4
Coding region: 667-2301 (544 amino acids)
Biological process (GO): transmembrane transport
Cellular component (GO): membrane
Molecular function (GO): carbohydrate transmembrane transporter activity
Source: RefSeq, a predicted model, not a curated record
GCUUGUUCCGAAAAAUAUCUAGACCAAGCGCUCCUGUGCUGGUGUUCAUCACUUGCGCACUUGAGCGUCAUGGACGAGGAAGGAGAUCUCGCCGACGGCCCUUGGACCCCGACCUGGGAGCAGGCAAGGAAAUUGUUCAUCUCUUUCUUCUUGGGUGAUUUGCCAUUUCUCGUGAGUAAUUGGUAAAAAAACUGAUGUGGUUGGAGUGAGCACGUCGCCGUCGAGGACGCUGAUCCUGUGCCGGCGAAGUCCGCCGCGCCGCUGCUGCCGCCUCCGGAGAAGGUGCUGUAGCAGUACCUCGAGGAGUAGCUCAUCGUGCUGCUCAUCGAGGGGCCGGUUGCUAAGCGCCUCGCCGUCGGCGACCCCGAUGCCGAGGAAUCCGGCCGCCGGGAGGGGUUGGGAACUGGAUGCGCGGCACCUGACGCGUACACCAUCCAUGGCCUCCGCUGCUACGGGCCACGGCGGAUCAGGCACCUCCUUCCGGCGGUUGGACCUCCGCCUUCUCGGCGUCAUGGGCCGCUCACGCCCAUCCCAUCCAAGCCGGCCGAACUGCUGCCUUUCCUCUCCAGCAAGAGUACCCCCAUUGUUAUCAGAGGUAAAAAUCCGUACCUCAUUCAGACGAAGAAAUUAUAACAUGAUCCAGCAUUCCAGCUCGAUUCGAUCGACAUGUGCUUGAAAAAAAGAAUAUUGUUUAUACAGAAGGUAGAAGACGACCUAACUAGAUCGAUGGCUCCGAACCUUCUGCUUGAGAAGCCUUUAAAAGCAGCACAACCUUUACAUCGCAUCGACAGAUCACACAACUUUGCAAACAGCCGGCCUGCGCCCUGCGGUGGUGGAGAAACCAUGGCGCCCGCCGAUGAUGCCGCGGCCGUGCUGCUGCUGGCCUCGCCGACAAAGGCCGCCGGCGACAAGCGGCCGCGCCGGAACAUGUACGCCUUGGCCUGCGCCACGCUCGCCUCCAUGACCACCAUCCUCAUGGGCUAUAACCUGGCGCUGAUGAGCGGAGCGCAGCUGUUCAUCCAGGAGGACAUAGGCCUCUCCGACGAGCAGAUCGAGGUGCUCGCCGGCUCCAUCAACGUGUUCAUGCUCGUGUCCAUCCUCGCCGCCGGCUGGGCGGCCGACGUCCUCGGCCGCCGCGGCACGCUCGUGCUUGCCAACGUCUCCCUCAUGGCCGGCGCGCUCGCCAUGGCGCUCGGCGGCAGCUUCUCCGCGCUCAUGUUCGCGCGCUGCGUCACCAGCGUCGGCUUCGGCUUCUCCAACGUCGUCACCUCCGUCUACAACGCCGAGAUCUCGCCGCCGUCCAUGCGCGGCUUCCUGUCGUCGUUCCUCGACAUGUUCAUCAGCGUCGGCUUGCUCCUAGGCUACGUGUCGAACUACGCCUUCGCCGGCUUGCCGGUGCACCUGGGCUGGCGUGUCAUGUACGCCGCCGGUGUGCUCCCGCCGGUGCUGCUCGCCGCCGGCGUGCUCGCCAUGCCGGAGUCGCCGCGGUGGCUCGUGAUGCGCGGGCGCCACGCCGAGGCGCGCGCGGUGCUCGUGCGCACCUCGGACACCCCCGCCGAGGCCGACCUCCGCCUCAAGGAGAUCAAGCAGCAGGCCGUCGUCAAGGAGCCGCAGGCCAGCGACGACGGCGGAGACGGCACCAGCGUCUGGACGGAGCUACUCGUCCGGCCGUCGGCGAGCGUCCGCCGGAUCCUCAUCUGCGUCGUCGGGGUGCACUUCGUCCAGCAGGCGUCCGGCAUCGACGCCAUCGUGCUCUACAGCCCGCUGGUAUUCCGGAAGGCCGGCAUGUCGUCGAACAAGGCCAUGCUCGGCGCCGUCAUCGGUGUCGGGGUCGUCAAGACGUGCUUCGUCCUGGUGGCCACGCUCUUCUCCGACCGUCUCGGCCGGCGGCCGCUCCUCCUCGCCAGCACGGCGGGGGUGGCCGCGUCGAUGGCGUCGCUGGGGGCGGCGCUCAUCAUCAGCGUCCCCGGCGCAGCGGCGGCGGCGGCCACCGUCGCGUCGGUCCUGGCCUUCAUAGCGGCGUUCUCCGUCGGGCUGGGGCCGCUGGCGGGCACGUACAGCGCCGAGGUCAUGCCGCUGCGGCUGCGAGCACAGGGCGCGAGCCUGGGCAUGGCGGUGAACCGGCUGACGUGCGCGCUGGUGAGCAUGACGUUCAUCUCGCUCGCCGACGCGAUCACCAUGCCCGGGUGCUUCUUCCUGUACGCUGGGGUGGCCGCGGCCGGCUGCGCGUUCGUGUACGCCCGGAUGCCGGAGACGAGGGGCCGGAGCCUCGAGGACAUGGACGAGCUCUUCGCCAAGUGAUGGAUCGUUGAUGGCUUGGACCAUAGGCAGUGCAGAGUUAGUAUCUGGGUGUUUUGAUGUUGCCCAGCUGUUUUGCUAUAAAUUUUGUGCGAAUUGAUGUCAUUUUUGUUUUCACAUUUCGACCUGAAACAUUUUUGUGAAUU